AUGAAGUUCCUCUACAUUGCCACCGCCCUCAUUGGAGCCGUCACCGUCCAGGCCGCCAAGCUGCCCUCCGGCGCACCCUGCAAGCCUGAUGGAAGCAUGGGAGUCUGCGCUUCGGGACUUUGCAUUAAAACUCCUGACCAGCCCCAGGGCAAGUGCAAAUGA
This is a messenger RNA of Aspergillus versicolor CBS 583.65, 162 nucleotides long. RefSeq lists its product as uncharacterized. NCBI's taxonomy places the organism in Eukaryota, Fungi, Ascomycota, Eurotiomycetes, Eurotiales, Aspergillaceae. The transcript is spliced from 3 exons. The coding region runs from base 1 to 162 and encodes 53 amino acids. The record is from RefSeq and is a predicted model, not a curated record.